Etheostoma spectabile (orangethroat darter) is the source of this 1186-nucleotide messenger RNA. It is a transcript of the gene cnpy3, whose product is annotated as canopy FGF signaling regulator 3. The record is from RefSeq and is a predicted model, not a curated record. NCBI's taxonomy places the organism in Eukaryota, Metazoa, Chordata, Actinopteri, Perciformes, Percidae.
AAGCGGAAGUGAUCACUUCUUGAUUUUGGUUGCAGCUGUUGCGAGCUGCUGUGAUGGACCAGAACAUGAUGUAGAAACUGAAAUAUAGCGGUCUUUUCGAGCUUCUUUUUAAUAACAAGCCACUUUUAUGAGUAGAUAAAGUGUCAGACGGAGCCGACGAGAUGCUUUUGGCGGCGUGCUUGUUUUUCUGGGUGUUUUUGUCGGUCGGAGCAGAUAAGACUGGAGGGGAUGACGACUGGGUUCAUCUUGCUAACAAAUGUGAAGUCUGUAAGUUUGUCAGCAUUGAGAUGAAGUCGGCGUUCCAUGACGGGAAGACCAAGGAAGUCAUCGACACAAACUACAACUUCAUAGACGGCAAGGGGGCGCCGCCAGUCAAAUACGUCAAGUCAGACCUCAGAUUCAUCGAGGUUGUAGAAAAUGUGUGUCAGAGGCUGUUGGAGUACAAUCUACACAAGGAGAGGAGUGGAAGUAACCGCUUUGCCAAGGGCAUGUCCGAGACCUUUUCCACGCUCCAUGGUUUGGUGAAUAAAGGCGUGAACGUGGUGAUGGACAUUCCCUACGAGCUGUGGAACGAGACGUCAGCAGAAGUGGCCGACCUUAAAAAACAGUGUGACGUGAUGAUAGAGGAGUAUGAGGACGUGAUUGAGGACUGGUACAAAGGAAGCCAGGACGAAGACCUGACCAAGGUUUUGUGUGAGAAGCACGUUCUGAAAGGACAAGACACAGCCUGUCUGGCCGAGAACUGGACUGCAAAGAAGAAGGGAGACACGGCAGCCAUUGCGGAGGACAAGAAAAAGAAGAAGAAGAAAGGGAGGGAAGAAAGGAGAGGGAGGAGACGGCAGCUCGGAGGAAGAAAAGGCGACCAAAAAGAAGAAGAAGGAGAAGAAGGUGAAGAAGAAGAAAAAGAGCAAAGCUCCAGUGGAGAAGACGGGUGGAGGCGUGUCAUCGGACGAGGAGGUCCAGCCACAGAUGCCUCUGUCUGGCCAGAAGACAGAGCUGUGAGCCCUGGGUCCUGGUGUCUGGAUCUGGAUCUGCAUCAGCUCUCCCAUUCAAAACUAAACGCUUAGGAAAAGCGGUCUGCAGCGUCUCCAAACGUCUUUGUCAAACUGAGGUCCAAGUCGCUGGUUUUGCUUAACGAGAUCUUGUACUGUUACGCGGUUUUAAAGUUUUUAUUACAGUUUCUGAC